Molecule: messenger RNA, 1655 nt
Organism: Vespa velutina
Lineage: Eukaryota; Metazoa; Arthropoda; Insecta; Hymenoptera; Vespidae
Product: polycomb protein EED-like
Exons: 2
Coding region: 234-1511 (425 amino acids)
Biological process (GO): negative regulation of transcription by RNA polymerase II
Cellular component (GO): ESC/E(Z) complex
Molecular function (GO): protein binding; nucleosome binding
Source: RefSeq, a predicted model, not a curated record
UUGGUAAAAUGUUUUACCAACCGAAUGAAUUAUAGUUUUUGUUUACGAUUCAGCUUGUACACCCUGGGUUCAACUCAUUCAAGUUUGAUUUCGUGGCGGGUGUUCAUUGCCCGCCUGACGCUCUAACGCUUGGUCGUGUUUUUUUCGCUACGUUAUAACAUAAAUUUAAUACUUUGAAUGUAGUUCAGUCGUUAAACGAAUAAAUAGAUAAUUUUAUUGAACACUGUUUAUAAAUGACUUCAAGUAAAUGCCAAGCAUAUGCGUCUAGUUUGGAAGACAGUGAAAAUGAUAGCGAUGAAACUGAAUGUAGUAUUGGUAGUAAUUCUACAGCUGGUACUCAUCGUAGUGAUACACCUACACGUAAUGCUCGCUAUAGAAGGAAAGGCAGACGGAGAAGUAAGACAGCAAAGUAUAAACCUUGCACUGAUAAACCGUUAUACAAAUAUUGUUGUAGUAUCAAAGAAGAUCACGGACAACCACUCUUUGGAGUACAAUUUAAUCAUCAUUUAAAAGAAGGUGAACCAUUAAUAUUUGCCUCUGUAGGAAGCAACCGUGUGAGUAUUUAUGAAUGUCCAGAAGGUGGGAAUAUUAGAUUACGUCAGUGUUAUGCCGAUCCUGACUCUGAAGAGAAUUUUUAUACAUGUACUUGGACUUAUGAUGAUUCUGGUAAACCAUUAUUGGCUGUGGCAGGAUCUCGAGGUGUAAUAAGAGUUAUUAGUUCUGUAACUAUGACUUGUAUUAAACAUUAUAUUGGCCAUGGUCAUGCAAUAAAUGAGUUAAAAACUCAUCCUAAAGAUCCAAAUAUAUUACUCUCUGCAUCUAAGGAUCAUGCAUUGAGAUUAUGGAAUAUAAAAACAGAUGUAUGUAUAGCAAUUUUUGGUGGUGUUGAAGGCCAUCGAGAUGAAGUGUUAAGUGCUGAUUUUGAUAUGAAAGGUCAGCGAAUUAUUUCUUGUGGAAUGGACCAUGCUUUAAAACUUUGGUCAUUGGACAAGCCAGAUAUGCAAGAAGCAAUUAAACAGUCAUAUUAUUGUAAUCCUAGUAGAAAUGGAAGACCAUUUGACUCUAUACUUCAACAUUUUCCAGACUUCACAACACGUGAUGUACAUCGUAAUUAUGUGGAUUGUGUUAAGUGGUACGGCGAUUUUAUUUUAAGUAAAUCUUGUGAAAAUUGUAUUGUAUGUUGGAAGCCAGGCCGUCUUGAAGACACUCAAUUACGUAAUGGAGAAACUAGUGCUACUGUUUUACAUCGUUUUGAAUUCAAAGAAUGUGAUAUUUGGUUUAUAAGAUUUUCUAUGGAUUUUUGGCAACGUACUAUAGCAUUAGGAAAUCAAGUAGGUAGGACAUAUGUAUGGGAUUUAGAAGUUGAUGAACCUGGUCAAGCACGUUGUUAUUCCUUACAACAUCCACGCUGUACAGCUCCAAUACGACAAACUAGCUUGAGUCGAGAUGGCAAUGUACUAUUAUGUGUUUGCGAUGAUGCUACAGUAUGGAGAUGGAAUCGUGAACAUUGAUAUAUUGUUAUAUUUCAAUUAACUAAUAGAUUAAAUGCAGGAAAACUUGUUGUGAUUCAGAGAAACAUAUUAAUUUAGUACAUAUUUUAUACAUAAACACAUGAUAUUUGUAACAAUUUUACAAUUAUAUUAAUGGUUCAAUCA